GUAACAAAAGAAAUUAAUAUUUAUCAAGUCACUGAGCUUAAGGACUAGUUUAGAAUUCGCCACGUAAAUGAAAGUUAUUGUGUCUUGAACAGUUCAGCUGAGUCCUUUUCCGUGUAUAUUCGCUUACUGGUGAAAAGUCAGAGAGACGGAAUAAAACUGAGAUGUCCUCGCAAAACUCCAUGAUGGUUUCCGAUUCAAAAGAAAAAUCAGAAAAGAAAACUGAAAGCAUUCGGGCUUUUGAAUUUCUUUACUUUACGCUGAAACUUCAAGGGAUGGUUAUAAUGGAGAACUAUCCCCUACGACAAAAAAUACACGUUGUCACCAAUUAUAUCCUUGUCAAUAUUUGUUACUACUCCACGUUCACCAUCCAGUUGUUUUACGUGAAUGAUCUAAAGGAGUUUUUGGGAAACUUUCCUAUGAACCUCUGUGUGACAGCCUGUUGCAUCAAAUUCUCCGUAAUUCUGAAACUAAGACGCAGCUUCAUCGAGGUCAACAAGAAGCUGGAGCACCUUGACAGUCGACCUAUGACGGAAGCACAAAAGGAUGAACUGAAUAAAGAAAUCAACUUUUGCAGGUUUACUUCAAAGAUUCUUAUCGUGCUAUAUUUGGUGGUGAAUUUAAUGUAUGCCCUCACGGGAGCCCUUUCUCAUGGUACAAGACUUGGCUUCGAAACUUGGUUCCCCUAUGAUUGGAGGAAGUCAGCUUUGCGAUUUUGGAUUUCGUUGUCCAUACAGUCCUCGUUCCAGAUACUAUUGUCCAUGCAAAAUGUAGCAAAUGAUUUCCUUGUGCCCUGGUAUCUGAGUGUGGUGAGCGCGCAUCUGCAGAUUGUUAUGGACCGGUUCGCUAUAAUUCAUCAUGAUCCAGAAAAAACGGAGGAAGAAAGUUUCCAAGACUUUAUACAGUGUCUGGCGGAUCACCGAAGCAUAAUGGACAUCUUCGAAAUAAUUCAAAAUACUCUCUCCUUUACAAUUUUCUUUCAAUUCAUCACAUCAAUUCUGGCAUUCUCAACCUUGGGGGUGAUAUAUUUUAGAUUCUCGCCUCCGUUGGCUGAAACUGUGGCAGUGUUUAUACUGAUGUUAACGGUUAUAACAGAAAUUUUACCAUCUUGUUACUAUUCAGAUAAAUUUAUGGAAAAAACAGAUCAGAUGGACUUUAUGAUCUACUCAUCAAACUGGACCGAUCUAUCACCAAAGUUCCGGAAACAUCUUAUCAUAUUUAUGCAGAUGACGCAGAAGAAAAAAGUUAUAUUGGCUGGAAAACAGAUACCAAUAACUUUGGCAACGUUCAUGUCCGUAAUGAAGGCCAUGUACACAAUGCUAAUGAUCUUGAAUCCAACCGAUUAGUGAGGACUAAGGGAUGAUUUCACAUACACCAAUACCAGUGAAGUUGGAAUAAUUUAAUAUAAAAUCAAAAUAGAAUUUCUAGUUUGAAAAGGAACUACAUAGCUGCAAUUAAUCCUUGAUAUUUUUCGUGCACUUCAUUCAGUAAAUAAAAAAGUUUCAAUGGCCACCA
Molecule: messenger RNA, 1512 nt
Organism: Hermetia illucens (black soldier fly)
Lineage: Eukaryota; Metazoa; Arthropoda; Insecta; Diptera; Stratiomyidae
Product: odorant receptor 33a-like
Exons: 3
Coding region: 162-1343 (393 amino acids)
Biological process (GO): detection of chemical stimulus involved in sensory perception of smell; sensory perception of smell
Cellular component (GO): plasma membrane
Molecular function (GO): odorant binding; olfactory receptor activity
Source: RefSeq, a predicted model, not a curated record